Messenger RNA from Sordaria macrospora k-hell, 1062 nucleotides. RefSeq lists its product as uncharacterized. NCBI's taxonomy places the organism in Eukaryota, Fungi, Ascomycota, Sordariomycetes, Sordariales, Sordariaceae. The record is from RefSeq and is a predicted model, not a curated record.
AUGUACUGGCUGGGAGCGCUCUCCUUCGCAGUUGCCGUUGAUGCACAAGGCUUUUCGAGCACCAUGCUGCGCUUUGGCUGCUCGCAAGCAGUCAUUGACCGUAUUGAUCCACUCGUCGAGCCGGGCAUGCUCCCCUCUUCACAUGUCCAUCAGGUCGUUGGCGGCAACGCUUUCAACGUAACCAUGGCCUCCGGUCCCAACGCCGACAUCUCCAAACUGGCCACCUGCACCUCCUGCACCUUCUCGGAGGACUUCUCCAACUACUGGACAGCCAACGUCUACUUCAAGGCGCGCAACGGCACCUACAAGCGCGUUCCCCAGAUGGUCAACGACCAGAUCGGUGCUGCCAACGCCGGCAUAACGGUGUACUACACCGCGCCCGGCCCCAAGACCGUCACAGCCUUCAAGCCUGGCUUCCGAAUGUUUUCCGGCGACCCCAACCGCCGCAAGUCCGCCGGCUUCGGCAAGAACAUGCAAUCCUGCUAUCGAUGCUACACGGGCGCCAACUUUGGCGGCAACACUUAUUCCCCUUGCAUGGACCCGCAGCGCGACACGGAGACGUUCCCCAAGCAGCCCUGCCCGGGCGGCAUUCGGUCAAGCGUCAUCUUUCCUAUCUGCUGGGACGGCAAGAACUUGGACUCCCCGUCGCAUACGGAACACAUUGCCCAUCCCGCCUCCGGCCCUGCUUCCUUCGCUGUCGUAGACGCCAAGUGCCCUUCCACCCACCCGGUCAAGAUCCCACAGGUGCACUACGAAGUAGUCUGGGACACUCGGCAGUUCAACAACAAGGUUGAUUGGCCUACAGAUGGCAGCCAGCCGUUCGUGUUGAGCAAUGGAGAUAACACCGGGUAUGGACAACAUGGCGAUUAUGUGUUUGGAUGGCAAGGGGAUCGACUGCAGCAUGCGAUGGAUAACAAGUGCUUCGGACCGUCGUGCACCGGAUUGAAGACGCAGGCGUUUGAUAAGGCGAAUAAGUGCACGGUGAAGAGCGUUGUGAAUGAGAAUACGGAUGGGUGGUUGAAGGAGUUGCCGGGGAUGGCGGGGCAUCCGAUGAAGAAGUAG